GCUUCAUCACGUCCUCCUUACAGCAGCUGAUGGACCACGACAGCUUCAGCAUAGCCGCUGGUAGCUUGUUAGCACGAUGAAGCAUGACAUAUGGAAGGACAUGGACAGGACAGAGUCACUUGCGUAAAAGCUGGCAGGAGAAUAUGAAGAACCUGAACACUCACUGUGAAUGACUGACUUUAUUUAAGGACUGUAAACAAACGCGACACCGAGACGUUCAAACUGGAUGUAAACAAUGCUCCAUUAGAUCACCUGGAUUAUAAUUAAUGCAGUCAUCCCGUCGGACAGCUGGCAAAAUGCAAAAACCCGAAGAGGAAACCGAGAUGAUUUUCGCAUAGAUGGCGGUAAUGCGCCCCGCCGCUUGUUGCUACCUACCACUAAAACCAAAGAAGAAGAGCUGUAGCGUUAGCUUCACGGCUGUGGACGCAUAUAGCAGCGAUGCUUCCGAGUUGGUUUCAGUUGAGGAGCCACCAUGGGCGCUCGGUGCGCAGCCUAACAUGCUCAUAACGCUGUGCUACGUCUACAUGUGGGUGCGCUUUCACAGGUGCUACUCUGCGCUGAUCCGGAGCAGUCUGUCCCGGCUGAACAGCAGCAGCUUCAGCUUCAGCCUGUGCUCGCGCCGCGCCACGCGCGCGCGUUCAGGCUCGCUUCAGCUCGAGGACAACGUGUUUCUUCAGCGGGGAGAUAAGGCCGUGUAUGUUAGCGAGCCUCAGGUAUGUGAGGACCUCAGCCAGUGGACUGUUCUCCUGCGGUCCUCUACCGUUUAUGCUCCACGAAUAGACAAUAUUUUUUUCAUCAUAGAAGCUACAGAACAUAAAGUGGGCUCUCCUUCUCAUCGGCCGUCUAAUAAGAAAGUGCUGAAGUUGUCCGACUGCUGUCUCCCUGUGGCGUGUUGCCCUGGCCAGCCGUUCAGGGCAGUCGCUCGAGCCACCGUGGAGAGCUACAGCCAGCUCGGGAUAGCUUUCAUAGAAGAUCGCCUCCAGCUGGACAAUGGACUUACGCCCUCAAAGAUAGUCCCUGUCCUCCUGCAAGAAUCCACUCUGAGUGCGCUGCUGGACCAGCAGUGUCCACAGAGCCUACGGGCACAGUCGUCACUGCUUCCCUGUAGCACUGAAGAGCCUAUAGCUCGCCACCAUCAUCUGCAGUGUCGUAGAGGCAGCUUCCUUCUCAUCCCAGAGGUAAAGAGGAGGUUAGAGGACCGGCGAGGGUCAGAGCCACUCCGCAGCUCCCAGGUUUUGGGAUCUCUCGGUGACUUGGAGGAACACUCCCUGGGGAAUCAUCACCACAUGGAGGGCCACGGACACCACCUGCAUCUGUCCAGCUGCCAUGAAUGUCUGGAACUGGAGAACAGCACCAUACUCUCUGUCAAAUAUGCCUCCGCUGAGAAUAUUCCAGACCUCCCGGAUGAUAACUCGGUUGGAAAUGAGCAUCUCGAUGAAAAUCAUUCCCAAGGGGUUUUUGGUCAAAGCGGUGGCAAACCCCCAAAUGUUCUCGUCUACACGGGGGGCUGUCAGGAGCGUUUUCAGACAGUUCGCCAGCUUUUAUCAGAAUGUAUAAACAUGGAAAGUAACAUCAUCUAUCUGCUCCAGCCAGAGCAGGCACUGAAUGAUCCCUGGCUGGAAAACACAAGACUCCUGGUACUGGCAGAAGAGGAAACCCUAAGUCCCCAGCUUCAGACCCGCUUUCUCACCUACCUGAGCCAGGGGGGCAAGGUCCUCGGGCUAGCCUCUUCUCUGUGCCCUGCAGGACUCUGCCUGGAAGUCAGGCAGAGCCAGUACAUGCAGGUCAACAAGCUGAAUUUCACCAGGGAAGACAGCACAGAGCUGAAUCUGAGUAUACUGGCGAGUGGGAAAGUCUACAUCAGGGAUCCUCGGGGGGGAGGAGAAGUUGAACUGUGGGGGGAGCUGAAAGGGGAUGUCCCCCAUAAGGAUAUGGUUAUUGUACGACUGACCCACGGAAGGGACGGUGGAGAAGCUGUCCUUUGUCAGGUCCACUUUGAAAUUGCUCCCAACUCUCAGAAUUUGCCAUUGGAUACUUUUGAUGAACUGAAGGUCAACAAUGCCUCGCGGUAUGAAGUCUUGACAGAAAUCCUCACCUCUCUAGGCCUCAAAUGUGAACCAAGUCAGACUCCAAGUCCAAGUGCGGUACACCUGCUCGCUAUCUCUCAGGAGGCCAAGGCCAGAUUCCUGAAAUGGCUCCAGGCUCAUGUAGAACACAACGGUGUCCUUACGUUGUCCAAGGCCUCCCUUGUCGUGACGUCUGGUUCAGACCUUCAGGAUGCUCUUUUGCUGCCUAAAGGCUCUGUGGCCCUGGUCACUAAUUCUGCAGAGUCGCAGAGCUGGGCCCACUUUAGUAUGGAGACCUACAGCAAGAACCUGAAGACCAAGCUGCUGGGUCACACUGUUCUGUUUGCCGAAGUUGUCACUUCUACCAUGGAUCUAUUAGAAGGGCUGACUGUACACUUACCAAGAGACAUGGGUUUAAUAGUAGUAGCUACUCAACAAAGCCAGGGAAGAGGUCGGGGCAGGAAUGCCUGGCUCAGCCCUCUGGGUUGUGCCAUGUUCACUCUGAAUGUCCAGAUUGAGCUGAACUCCAAGCUUGGACAGAGGAUUCCCUUCCUGCAGCACCUGGCUGCUCUUGCUGUAGUGGAGGCUGUUCGCUCACUUCCUGGAUAUCAGGACAUAGAUCUGAGGGUGAAGUGGCCCAAUGACAUCUACUACAGUAACCUGAUGAAGCUCGGAGGAGUGCUGGUGACUUCCACAGUACUGGGACCAACUUUUCAUCUGCUCAUAGGCUGUGGGUUUAAUGUGACAAACAGCAACCCAACAGUGUGCAUCAAUGACCUGAUCCAGUCGUACAACUUACAGCACAACUGUAGCCUGCAGCCGCUCAGCUGUGCCCAGCUCAUUGCGAGGACUGUCAACUGCCUGGAGGCCCUUAUUGACAGCUUCCAGCAAGGAGGCCCAGAAUCUGUCCUGCCCACCUACUACAAGAGAUGGCUCCACAGUGGAACCUGGGUGCGUCUCUGGAGUGAGGACGGCCCAGAGGUUCAGGUGAUGGGUCUGGACCACAACGGUUUUCUCCAAGUGCACAGCAAGGAGCAGGGUGUGGUCUCAGUGGAGCCGGAUGGAAACUCGUUUGACAUGCUGAAGAAUCUGGUGGUCAUCAAAACACAUUAGGACCAAAUUCAUAAAGCACAGACUCAUCGUGUGUGUGUGUGUGUGUGUGUGUGUGUGUGUGUGUGUGUGUGUGUGGACCAUGUUAACCAGAUGUUUUUAUGUUGGUCAGGUUACUUGUUCAGAAACAUACAGUAGUGACAAAGAGAGAAAAAUCAUAUAGAGAUCUCUACAUUGGUAAUGACUGGUGCGCGGGUUUGGGACUACUAAAUGAUGUUAAUGUCUUACAAUGUAUAUUCAUUUUGUCUUUCAAAAUAAAUCUUGUACCUGUCACUAGAACAAUUCCAUGAAAACAGUGAACAGUGCAAUUUGGACUGUUGCUAUUUUCAGCAAAAUAAAGAUUUCCACACACGUUUUAUGUCAAUUCCUUUUUACCUAAACUAUUUCCUGGUUAGACCCUUUUUUCUGUAAUCAUGAUUUUCAGGGGAAGCUUAUAAUGUUCCGGCAUAUGGAGGACCCUGGAGUGUCCUGAAAGGCCUGAGGAUAAAGAUGUGCUGAAAAGUCUAGCAAGUCACUGACAAAGCUUUUCUUUGGAUGUUAGCUGCUUUUUGUUCAUUUUUUUGAUCCCCCCACUGCUUCAGUAAUGAGCUUCAGCAUCUGGGAAGGCCAUUCCAGGACUGUCAGUGUUCCAUUGUAUGUUUUUCCAGGUAUGCUUUAACUGCACUGUUUAGGAUCAUUGUCCUCUUGACAAUCUCUCACACUCACUGCACCACUCUCCUGACGUCCUGCAUUCGUGUAAAUGACUAUUUGAAUAAAAAUUGUCAAACAAA
Oreochromis niloticus (Nile tilapia) is the source of this 3946-nucleotide messenger RNA. It is a transcript of the gene hlcs, whose product is annotated as holocarboxylase synthetase (biotin-(proprionyl-CoA-carboxylase (ATP-hydrolysing)) ligase). Gene Ontology annotation, biological process: protein modification process. Gene Ontology annotation, cellular component: cytoplasm. Gene Ontology annotation, molecular function: biotin--[biotin carboxyl-carrier protein] ligase activity. NCBI's taxonomy places the organism in Eukaryota, Metazoa, Chordata, Actinopteri, Cichliformes, Cichlidae. The record is from RefSeq and is a predicted model, not a curated record. The coding region runs from base 339 to 3179 and encodes 946 amino acids. The transcript has 11 exons.